Suillus discolor is the source of this 1219-nucleotide messenger RNA. Its product is annotated as glycoside hydrolase family 43 protein. Gene Ontology annotation, biological process: carbohydrate metabolic process. The record is from RefSeq and is a predicted model, not a curated record. Gene Ontology annotation, molecular function: hydrolase activity, hydrolyzing O-glycosyl compounds. The coding region runs from base 130 to 1026 and encodes 298 amino acids. The transcript is spliced from 4 exons. NCBI's taxonomy places the organism in Eukaryota, Fungi, Basidiomycota, Agaricomycetes, Boletales, Suillaceae.
CCUGCUUGAUGUAAUCUCAUUCCAACGAUGUUGGAUGCACUGCCAGAUGCUAUGAACCCGUUUUAAGUCCUCUUUAUAUCAAGGCAACACCAGACUUCCGUGGAAUAGCUUUCUUCUGCCCCCUCAGUAAUGCCAAACUUCAUCAACGGUCCUGUCAUCUCUGCCAACUUUCCUGAUCCUGCUAUCCUUGUUACUAGUGGGGGUACUUAUGCAUUUGCAACUAACUCCGGCAACAUCAACAUUCAGGUUGCAACGUCAACUGAUGGUGGUGUAACUUGGGAACUGCAGUCUGGUGUUGAUGCACUCCCGAAUGUAGGGUCUUGGGCAACUGCAAACAGUACUUGGGCACCUGAUGUCAUUGACAGAGGGGAUGGCACUUUUGUGAUGUAUUAUGCCGCAUGGUCGACCUCACACAGUACUCAUUGCGUAGCAGCUGCUACUUCCGUCACCCCUGUCGGACCGUACACUCCUGAGUCGCACCCCAUUGCCUGUCAAACUCCAGGCGGUGGUGCCAUUGACCCCGCAGGGUUCCAGGAUACCAACGGUACACGCUACAUUGUGUACAAGGUGGAUGGGAGCAGUCUUGGAGGAGGUGGACCUUGCGGGAAUGCCGACGGAGAAUAUUCUACUCCCAUCAUGCUUCAGGAAAUGGAGGCUGAUGGUGUCACGCCUACUGGGGAACCGGUCCAGAUUUUGGAUCGAGGGCAAUUCGAUGGACCCCUCAUCGAAGCUCCAGCGCUUAUCUUGCAUAAUGGAACUUAUGUGCUUUUCUUCUCCUCGAAUUGCUACAACACCGAUCUUUAUGACAUCUCAUACGCAACUGCUCCAUCCAUUUCCGGCCCAUACACCAAGGCUUCAUCGCCGUUGCUUAUAACUGGUGACGAUGGCCUCACAGCACCUGGCGGUGCGACACCACGCCUUGAUGGUGAGUUUAUGGUGUUUCAUGCAACCGUAAACACAAAUCCGUUGACUCGUUAUAUGUAUACGGCGAUGGCGACGUGGAAUGGGACUAUUGUGAGCACAUGAUAAAAUCACAUCAUGUUUCUAACGAAAUGUGCACAUCAUGACUUUUACACACAAUUGACUAUCCUUAUGACUCGAACUGCUUCUUGAAAUGACUGGUUGUACCAGGCGCCUCAGAUAGAAAAAUCACUAACCUGGGCUGAGCAACUAUCAAUACAUUACAUACAAUAUGCACCGGUGUUAGCUUACUUAUGCC